CGGUGGCGCCACAAGCGCUGUAGUUGAGAAAAUGGCGACGCCAACAGCGAAGCUUCCCCGAAGGCUGCCUUUGCUCUUGAUCGAUGGCGUUCUUUUCCCAGGAGCUUCGAUACGAAUACCAGUCUCAUCGCACAAGAACAUGAACAUGGUGAAGCAUCAUCUUCUGGGACACAGCACUUUCAGCAGUGCCAUCAUAGGAGUGGUACCACGGGAAGAGAAUGAUUCACACGAGGAGGAGACAUGGUCUAUGCACAACUUGGGGACAGCAGGUAUUGUAGUCCAGGUGACAGGCACUAACUGGCCAAGGCCUUCAUACACGCUUCUAGUGACAGGCCUGUGCCGCUUUCGUAUUGAUGGCCUCAUCCAGGAGUCACCAUACCUUGUGGGAAAUGUCUCUCAACUUGACAAGUUGCCCGGGGAAGCUGGCUUGGACAUGGACGAUUACGAUGCGGAAUUGACUGAGCUGAUGAAUCAAUUUCGGGAGCAGGCCACGAAAUUAAUAGACAUGCUUGAUCUGUCUAUUCCUUCCAUCAUUCGACUGAAGCGCCUGCUAGCCUCUGUUCCUAUUCAGAGCUUGCCAGACAUAUGUGCUGCCAUUGUAAGGGCCACUCACGCAGAGAGGCUUCAAGUGCUGGAUGCAGUUGACUUGGCCGAGCGCUUCAAGAAAACACUUCCCCUGCUGAUUCGGCAAAUUGAAAGUCUUCAAUUUUUGCAUCAAGCAAAGAAAGAUGGGAGCACAUCACGCGCUUUUCACAUUGAAAAGGUUGGAUCACCUCAUCGACCGAGACAACAGCUGGAUAUUGAUGAUGACGAUUUUGAGGAAGGAGAUGAGGUUGGUUUGUUGGAGAAGAAAAUAAAGGCAGCUGAAAUGCCUGAUCAUGCUAGAAAGGUAGCAACAAAAGAAUUGCAGAGGCUGAAGAAGAUGCCACCACAUAUGCCCGAGCAUGCCAUGACAAGAAAUUACUUGGAGCUGCUCAUUGACUUGCCCUGGUCACAUAGUUCUCCAGAAGUAGUGGACCUUGCAAAAUCCAGGUCUGACUUGGAUGCUGAUCACUAUGGAAUGGAAAAACUUAAGAAGCGGGUUCUUGAAUACUUGGCUGUGAGGAAGCUGAGGAGCUCUCUGAAAGGUCCCAUCUUGUGCUUUGUGGGUCCUCCUGGUGUUGGAAAGACCAGUGUGGGACGUUCUAUAGCUCGCUCCUUGGGCCGCGAGUUCUACAGGAUAUCAUUGGGUGGAGUGAGUGACCAAGCAGACAUUAGGGGUCAUCGCAGGACGUACAUUGGUUCAAUGCCGGGCAGAAUCAUUCAAGGAUUGCGAACUGUUGGUGUCAAAAACCCUGUGUUUCUGCUGGACGAAAUUGACAAAAUGACCCCUGGAAUCCAUGGUGACCCUGCUGCAGCUUUACUUGAGGUCCUGGAUCCAGAGCAGAACUGUGCCUUCAUUGAUCACUACUUGAACAUUCCUUAUGAUCUUUCAAGUGUUCUGUUUAUUGCCACAGCCAAUACAGUUUCCACAAUUCCAGCAGCUCUUUUGGACAGGAUGGAGGUCAUUCCUGUACCUGGUUAUACUCAUGAGGAGAAGGAGCACAUAGCUCGAAACCAUCUCCUUCCUAAGCAACUGAAAGAGCAUGGUAUUACAACUGAUAUGAUGCAAGUGACCAAUGAAGCACUGAGAAAACUUGUGAUCAAGUACACAAGAGAAGCUGGAGUGCGGACGUUAGAGCGCAAGAUUGGUGCUCUCUGCCGGGCUGUUGCUGUGAAGGUGGUUGAAAAUGAAACAGUCUGUCCGGUGGCUCUUCAGCAGGAUCAGCUGUCCAACCAGAGUGCAGUAACGGUGGCUGUGGCGCACCCUCCCUCUCUGCCCAUUGUCAUUGAUGAAAUGGCCAUUGAAGGCAUUCUAGGGCCACCACAGUAUGACCAAGAGAUGGAUGCACGGCUUCUGCAGCCAGGUGUGGCAGUGGGCCUGGCCUGGACUGCAGCUGGGGGUGAGAUUAUGUUUGUGGAGGCAUCACGAAUGGAAGGUGAUGGGCAGCUGGUGCUCACUGGUCAACUUGGAGACGUCAUGAAGGAAUCUGCAAAACUGGCCCUUAACUGGCUGCGCAUUCAUGCUGACAAGUUCCACCUACCUGUGCAAAAGGGCACUGACCUGAUGGAGGGCACAGAUGUGCACAUACAUUUUCCAGCUGGAGCUGUUGGGAAAGAUGGACCUUCAGCUGGCAUCACCAUAGUUACAGUGCUGGUAUCACUCUUUACUGGCCGCACAGUCCUUCCUGACGUGGCCAUGACAGGCGAAAUCACUCUGCAAGGCUUGGUGCUGCCGGUCGGGGGCAUUAAGGACAAGGUGCUGGCAGCCCAUCGUGCUGGCAUGCGCAAGGUUAUACUGCCUAAGAGAAAUAAGAAAGACUUGCAAGAAGUUCCAGCAUCUAUUAAAGCGGACCUGUCUUUCUGUUUUGUGACUCACAUUGAAGAAGUCCUCCAGGAGGCAUUUGAAGGUGGCUUUCCUGACUUACCAAGCUCUGUUGAACAUGUGUUGAGCAAGCUGUAGCACUCUGUGUGGAACUGUUGGGAGUGUACUCAGUGGUGUGUAUUUCUGCAUAGCCGUUAUGCCACUAUACCUUUGCCAUCUUGAAAAGCUGGCAUAAGACUGGCCAUUAGCUCAUUGUAUAUUUUUGCUACGAGUUUCUUAUUUUUUAUACAUAAUGUUAUGUGUAGGGUGGUCACUGAUUGCAUAGUUGCUCUGUUUUCUGUGCCUCUACACCUUGUUCACUCUAAGAGCUUAUUCCCAGCUGAGGUAUGCUGAUCUUAAAUGUUGUUUUUAACUUUGUGUGGACAGUUCACAUUAUAUGUUGGAUGCAAGUACAUGUGUGAUUUGCACUGUUGGAUGCAAGUUUGGCCCUAUGUGCCCUGGCACCUGCUGCUUUUCUGCAGGACUUGUGGCUGUUAAACUGAUAGCCUUGUCCAUUGAUAAAUGUAUUACAAUAACUUUUUUGUUUGUCUUAUGUUUGUUCUGUCAAACUUCAUUGUAACAAUGUCAGAUCUAAGACGAAAAUACCUUCAUUAUAUCAAAUGAUUGUUUAAGCAUGCAUUUGUUACAUUCUGAUAUUGACAAGAAACAGUUUAGCUUUGCUUCAUUAUAUCCAGUAUGUUGUUACAUCAGUGUUUGUUAUAUUGAGAUUUUACUGUAUAAUUUAAACUCAGAUGCUAAAAUGCUUUUUAUUAAAUGAUAGGUAUUACAGCUAUGUCUGCAUCGAUGUAAAAUUGAAACUGUUAGGGCAUGAAACUUUUGCACAAAAUUGUAUUUUUGUGCUACGCAGCUUUUCCUUCAGAAGGGCCUUGCAAUACUUUUCGUAAAUAUAUUGUAAAUAAGCAAUCCCAAACACAAAACAAUCCUGUAUCAAACAGCUGCAAAAAAUAUGAUGCACCUGUAUGCAGCAGGGAGCAUAUUAGCAUAUCACUCUGUAAAUUGCUCAUGCUUUCCUGCAGCUUCUUCACACCCUUACCAAAAUUCAGUUAUCCCAACGGUUUAGUGGCAGUACCUUGCUCCAAUGGACAGUAUUUCGAAAUACAUCAUGAGAAAUCGUUAUUUUGGCAAAUGGAACGAAACUUUCAACAGUGCCAUCAUCAGUAACGCUAUCGUUCUUUCUGUUCUAUAGAACUUACGAAAGACAAUCUUCAUCAUCAUCAGCUCAGUGUUGCACUUCUGGUCAUCAUUUAGGGUUGCCUCAGUUAUUUCACCUUCUCCAUGGUGCAAGUUACAGCUUCGUUGACUGCCUAGCUUAAAAUAUGCUUGCUUUGGUUCACCUUUGUGCCUGUGAACUCGGGAUUGUGUGAACACAGGCCAAGGUAUUAGUGAUGGUUUUACUAGGUUUGUUGUGCUAAAACUGCAUUUUGCACUGCUUUUACCUUCAUCAUAAAAGAAAGUAUGGCAAGCAGACAUGGACACAGGAGAAAGGAAACAGAUAACGCAAGUGCCAUCUGUUUCUUUUUUUUUUUGUGUCCAUGCCUGCAUGGUUUACUAUCUCUUACAGUGAACCCCUACCAACAAGCUGAACUUUCUGUCAUUUUGUGCUUUUAUUUUACCUUGCUCAUGGUUAGUACGCAAGUUUAGUCAAACAUAACGUUGGCACUAUCGUGUAUGUGGCGGUGUCACAUACAUUAUAGUGCCAACGGAGAAGGACAUUUGAAAUUUUGGAUGCAGAAGCCCUUCGCCAUCCAAACAUGGAUUUUCCAAAAAAGGCAUUAAUCUAAGCUACCACCGCUGCUAUGUUUAUUUAUGUGCCGAUCUGCUCGCAGCUGCAGUGAUUUCCUAAUUAGCUUCGCCGAAACGCAAAGGUGUUAGCGCAGUCCAGUAGCAACACAUUAGGGUGAAGCAUACCAAGAAUAGGAAGGAGCCACUGUUAUGGGGCAUAUGUGUUCCUUAAUUACACACGUGUACCCACACUCUCCUAUCCUUUAAGCCAGAUGCAUUUCAUAGUUCUGUUACAAAGUGCUGCAAGGCCCCUUUUAAGCUUUCGUUUUACGUUAGUGUCUUCUUUUACCAAAAUGCAUUUUUUACCACCAGCCAUGGAACCAGUAAUGUUUUUGUGUUACGUUACUUGAAGCUGCAGCCUGUAAACAUGUUUUUGUGGGGAAAUAACAGUGGUGGCUCUGUUGAAUUGCAUGCUGACCUGCAAAGUUGAUUGUUUAUUGGUUAUCGGACCUCAUCUUCAAUGUUUACCUUGUAGAAUCUAUGCAUAUGUGCAGAGUCUCCACUUAGCAAUGAUGAAUAGCACUGACUGUUGAACUUGUGACUGCAAUAUCUACAGCAUUUUUUAAAAAUAUAUGUGAGUUCAAAUAAUUGUGUAUGCCUACCGAUUCAGAUACACAGAAGUGCUACUAUCUGCCACAGCGGUUCAGUGGCUAUGGCAUUGUGUCAUGUUAAGCAUGAGGUUGCAGGUUCAAUUCCUUGUCAGAUUGUGAUAGAGGUGCGAUGUAAAAAAAAUGCUUUUGUACUAUUCUUUAGAUACAUGUUCAAGAACUCCAGGUGAUCAAAGCUAAUUCCCUUCACUACAGUGUCCUUCAUAGCCUGCUGUGUAGCUUUGGUAUGUCAAAUGGCACAGCUUAACUCCAAGAGCUUUAUGUUUGCUGUACACAGGUUUCUGUACAUUCAUAGGUGUUGCCCUCUGGGAGUUAAUGCAAUACUAGAUGCACAAACAUAUUAACAACGAUUAAAGACACUCUAUUCAUAUACAUGAAUGUCAAGAUUGUGCAUCGAAGGUGUCACGCAGCUAAGUUUGAGGACACAGGUUUGAUUCCAGUUACGGCAGUCGCACUUAAAUUGGGGCAGAAUGCAAGAAAACCUGUGUACUUAGAUUUAGAUGUGUGGUAAAGAACCCCAGGUCGCCAAAACUAAUCUGGAGUCCCCCCCCCCCAUGCAGCAUAGCUCAUAAUCAUAGUGUGGUUUUGGCACGUAAAAUCCUAUAAUUGCAAGAUUGUGUAUUGUUACUCAUUCGCUUCAUUCUUGUAACAUGAGUAGCUGUCUGUCUUGGUAUCUUAAGCUUUCUGUAUAUGCUUAGUGAUGCUCAAGUUUUUAACUCAUCGCUUGAAUGUCUUGAUCAAACCUAUGUGUUCUCACUCUUCUGGGUUUUGCUAGCUGCAUUCCGUCUCAAUGCCAUGCGCCUUAUGAGAUAUAUGGCCAGGGGUGUUUGAACAGCAAGAUUUCCUAAUCUAAUUGCAUAUAGGUAUUUGAGAAAAACAACUUUUAAAUAUUGAGUCAAUCGUAGAAUCGUAUUUCCUUAUUUUUGAACAAGCAAAGUAUUCUGUACCUCUUUCGUUUAAAAAACAAUGGCAUAUUUCUAUUAUUUGAUACACACGAUAGUGUUCACUACUGGGCAUAAGUCUACUGAGCAGCUUGUAAAUGCGAAACAAUAAAGUGUGUUGUAUAUGAUGCACCAUGACAAUAAUAGCAAUAAUAGUAAUAAAACUGGAACAGGGCAUCACCAGAUUUUCAGAAUGUAGUGUGUGUUAUUGAUUAUCGUACAUCACUGAACAAUGUUUUAAAAUGUAAACAUCAUGAGACUGUCAAAAAAAACUAUUUUGCCUGAACUGUGAAAACAAACUGUAAAAAGCAGAAGCUAGCCACUCUACGUGUUUGCUCAUCAAAUGGCACAUUUGUGCACAACUACGGCUCUGCUGCAGCAGAAUCAUUCGGGCAGUUGCUACUUGCAUAUGUCUUUGUCCCUUUAGAAUGCACCAUUUAUUAUGUAUCUUUGAUAUCAACAGAAUUUAAUAUGGUUUCAUACACAUUGUGAUACCUCUAGUGUGAAACCAAGGUUUUAGCUGCUUUCCCCUGAAAGUUUUUUUAACGGCGAUAAUGUAAAUAAACAGGAAAUCAGCUGGCCU
Messenger RNA from Rhipicephalus sanguineus (brown dog tick), 6378 nucleotides. Its product is annotated as lon protease homolog 2, peroxisomal. Gene Ontology annotation, cellular component: peroxisomal matrix. The transcript has 18 exons. Lineage: Eukaryota; Metazoa; Arthropoda; Arachnida; Ixodida; Ixodidae. Gene Ontology annotation, biological process: protein catabolic process; protein processing; protein targeting to peroxisome. The record is from RefSeq and is a predicted model, not a curated record. Gene Ontology annotation, molecular function: ATP binding; ATP hydrolysis activity; ATP-dependent peptidase activity. The coding region runs from base 32 to 2542 and encodes 836 amino acids.